Messenger RNA from Copidosoma floridanum, 3815 nucleotides. RefSeq names its product Mitogen-activated protein kinase kinase kinase 13 wallenda (gene wnd). Gene Ontology annotation, biological process: protein phosphorylation. The record is from RefSeq and is a predicted model, not a curated record. Gene Ontology annotation, cellular component: cytoplasm. Gene Ontology annotation, molecular function: ATP binding; protein serine/threonine kinase activity. Lineage: Eukaryota; Metazoa; Arthropoda; Insecta; Hymenoptera; Encyrtidae.
CACACACACACACAUAUAUAUAUAUAUAUAUAUAUAUAUAUAAUGGCUUGGUAUACUUAUCUCUCACUCUCUUUAGUUGCUUGUUGCUUCACACAUUUGUAAUAUUUUUAUAGCUGUUUUUUUCAAACAGCUAGUGUGUCUCUUUGGUCUUCAUUCCGUCUGUCUUUGUCUGCACUGUCUGCAGUCCAUCGUUCACUCAUUUGAAUACUUAUUUCAGUCAGAGAUUUCGGAGCAAUAGUGUUGUGUCGUUGUCCAUUUGUGUUGUACUUACAAUUGUGUUUUUCUUUUUCUUUCCAAUUGUUAAAUAAGUACAUAUAUUUAUCCCCUAUUUUUAAAACCUACGCAGUAGAAUGCGAGUGUUGGAUAAAAAAGACACUUAGUUUAGUGAACAGAGUUUAAUUUUUAGUAUCUUCCGUGGAAUAUAAAUAAUACAUAAAUAUAAAUACCCAUGUACGUCCUAAUCAAAGGCAAUAAGAUAAAAGAGUGGACCUCGUUGUUGUUGUUGAAGAUUAUACACUUACAUGUAUCAGUGAUGAUAGUCUCAAAAGUGUGCGUGCAGCUUUAGGAUUCAUUCUAAAUUCUAACCUUCAACUUCAACAGCUGAUAAGCUUGUUAAUAAGUUUAAUAUACCAGCUCUCUGAAAAAUACUUAUACACAGAGUACGGGUGUGUAAUUUUGUUAAACAAAGAAUAUUCAAUUGUAUAUAAUUGAAACAAAACGAUUGUUUUUCAUCGAUUAGAGAUAUGAUCACUCGUUUGCAUAUACACGUAUAAGACCUACUGACCUUUAUCAGCUCAUAAUAACUAUUCUAAUGAUUAAGUAUCUUCGUACGCUAAGUAAUCGACUUGCACCUUGCAUUUUGGACACUGUCCACCCCCGCUUUUUUACUUAUCACAACGUGAUAAAAAAGUGUGCAGCAGGACUCGAGGCGUAUCGUGUAAUUGUGGAAGUUUGACUGUUGGUCCAUAUAGUCCAUAUGUUGGAUAAGAUAAAAAAUGGUACUUGCGAGAUUUUUUCUCAGAAAGGCAGAAGGCCAGGAAAGAGAGAAUCGCGUAGCGCGCGAUGAACUCAAUGUUGCCCUUGAUAAGUGCAUUGUUACCAAUAGUAUUAUGUGUAUCCAAGAGGAAUUCAGUCAACUCAAUGGUAUACAAAGUGAUCCAGUACUUAAUGUGGUUCAGAUGCCAAGUUGCAAUGGCGUUGAUUGUGAAAGCAACACAGAUUCCAGUGAGAACACAACAAAGGCAACUGUUGCACCAGACACUGUCUAUGCCCAGAGACCAUUUGGCAGUUGGAUUGCUGGAUGCAUGCAGCCCGUUACAGUUGCUCUAUCAAAUCUUGUUCAAAAAGUCAUCUACAGUGACAAGAAAGGAGGCCAAACUGAUGAUUGGGAAAUACCGUUUGAAUACAUUAGUGAACUCAAGUGGUUGGGAUCUGGUGCUCAGGGAGCCGUCUUUAGUGGUAAACUGAAAAAAGAAAUCGUAGCAGUUAAGAAAGUGAGGGAGCCCAGUGAGACUAACAUUAAGCAUCUUCGUAAGCUGAACCAUCCAAAUAUCGUGCAAUUUAAGGGUGUAUGCACACAGGCUCCAUGCUAUUGUAUAAUAAUGGAGUUUUGUCCAUCAGGACCACUGUACGAUUGGUUGAGAGUAAAUAAAUCUGUUCCACCAUCUCGGCUGUCCUCAUGGUCCAGGCAAAUCGCAGCAGGCAUGAAGUACUUGCACGACCACAAAAUAAUUCAUAGAGAUCUGAAAAGUCCAAACGUGUUAAUUGGGCGCGAAGAAAUCGUCAAGAUCAGCGACUUUGGUACCAGUCGCGAGUGGAACGAGAAAAGCGCUAGAAUGACGUUUGCUGGCACGGUCGCGUGGAUGGCGCCCGAAAUCAUCAGAAACGAACCGUGCUCGGAGAAAGUUGACAUCUGGUCGUACGGAGUCGUCCUGUGGGAGCUACUCAGUGGCGAGAUACCGUACAAGGAUGUUGAUUCGUCGGCAAUAAUGUACGGUGUGGGCAACAACUCGCUGCGGCUGCCCAUCCCGAAAACGUGUCCGGAUGGCUACAAGCUACUAGUGGAGCAGUGCUGGGCUUCAAAGCCGCGUAACAGACCGUCGUUUAAACAGAUCGAGUCACACCUGCAAAUAGCGGCUGUUGAGCUUGAGAGUGUGCCGCAGGACAAGUACUUGAAAGCUCAGGAAACAUGGAAAGACGAAAUAGCGACGUACAUAAUGCAAAUAAAGAGCGACAGCACGAGCAGUCGGGACUUCGAGGCGGAUCUGAUACGCAGACGAGAGGACGAAUUGCGACACGCACAAGACAUCCGAGAACACUACGAGCGCAAGCUGCAGAGAACCAACAAGCUUUAUAUGGAGCUUAGUGCAGUUCUGUCGCAGCUUGAACAGCGUGAAAGAGACGUUAUCAAACGAGAACAGCAUUCUGGACACAAGCAGGGUAAGAAGCGGAUGGUGCAUCCAAUUCUCAAGUGUCGGCGCAACCCCACUACGAUACAGUUCUCAUCAUCGAGUCCGACGUCACCGUCUCCGCCUGUAGUCUCGCCCAAGAGUCCCGUUAAGGUUACCAUGUACGCGCAGCUUAAUGACUCCAAUAAACCUGAGAAUGUGGUAGUGCCUGGUACUUUCAAGCAGCGCAAAUUCAGGCAUCGACGAGUCGGCUCCGGUUGUGGGAUCAGCUCAAGUCCGAGAUCUAGUCCGCAGCGGGAACGAAAGGCUGCGGAAAUAUCGGCUAGCCGGUUAGUGGACAACCAAACACAGACCGAGAUGGCGAUCGAUUCGACCGAAACCGACUCGACCUACAGAGAUGAGCAGCCUCUGCCUCAGCAGCAAUCUCAGCUACAGCAGCGACGUCCUUCCGUCCAGGAGAAAUACAUCUUUGAAGUAUCUUCCAAUCGCCUAUAUCCAAAAGCAGCUCUUGACUGUCCCAAUAACGGCAACAACCCGGAGCCGAUUCAAUUGUAUCAUCGAAGAUUGCAGCCGACAAAAAGUCCGUGCUCAAGUCCUGAACUACUCAAUGAUAACGGUAACAGCGAGAGGCUAAAAGAUUGCAGUGACGAUGAUAAUUUGGACACGCUAGACAGGAAGGUCAACGAAAUGCUGAACGCCAACGGACUUGUUUCGCCAAUUGACAACGGCAAUAGCUGUGGCAUUGUGUCGCACGGAAGAAUCAUGGAUGAACUGCAGAGUCAAGCAGUGGAAAAGAACAUAGAGACUAAUUUGAAUAGUAAUACCGACGUGAUAGACGCCCACGAGGAUGUCGAUGCUGGAGAGGAAGACAGUUGGUCCGACGAAGAGGGAGAGGAUCCAAAAUAUACAUACAACUACUCGCUCAGAAGGAGAAGUAUUGCGAGAAGGCCAAUCGGUCCGGGUUGUCGACAUCGUCGGCCCAAAGCCACACUCCCAGUCGUACUCAGUAACAAGCGAAUUUUAGCCUCGGACGAGGAGAACACCUCCGAAUACUCACACCCACCCUCCAGCCAGUCGUCGACUCUCGAGAGCAAUCCCGAGGUGCAGCGCGCGUUUCGUCGCGUUGGCUCUUGCGAAUCGACGCCCUCGAUCCACGCAAAAUAUGGCUACACUCGCAGACGAACACUGUCUGCUUGCAGCGUGCGAAAAUCUAAUGUUUAUACGAGCGACGGCGCUGCAUCGUCGUCGGCGAGCCAGUCAGAGUCUGACGAAUUCAGCGAGAGUACGGUCGCUACGGUCGCGACGGUUGCCAAGUACGUAAGUAGGGUGUAAUAAUGUGAUUAUGUGAGGAAAGGUACCAGUGUUGUGUGUGUGUGCUUGGUUGACGAAUUCCAUCGAUUGCGAGUC